CGUACGAACUGCUUAUCCCGUAGAGAAAAAACAAAACAAAAAAGUGAUGAGUGGAGAGCUAGAGAGAGACUACACAGUGGGCGACGAGAUCGGUAGGGGCAGAUACGGCGUCGUUUCGACCUGUCACUCCUCCCUCACCGGCGACUGCUUCGCCCUCAAGUCCAUCGACAAGCGCCUCAUCCAGGACGACCCCGUCGACAGCCUCUGCCUCCGAAACGAGGCCAAGCUCAUGCACCUCGUCUCCGCCCACCCCAAUGUCGUCGGACUUUUCGAUGUCUACGAGGACGACCACUUCCUGCAUCUUAUUUUCGAGUAUUGCGCCGGCGGCGAUCUUUUCCAGCGGAUCACGGCCCGCCCCGCUCUCGCCGAGUCCGAAGCCCGCCGAUUCCUCUUGCCACUAAUGGAGGCCAUAGCACACUGCCACAACCACGGAAUAGCCCAUCGUGACAUCAAACCCGACAACAUUCUCUUCAACAGCUACAACGAGCUAAAGCUUGCGGAUUUUGGUUCAGCUGAGUGUUUUGGCGGUGGAGGGCUGAUGUCUGGGAUUGUCGGGACCCCCUACUACGUUGCCCCGGAGGUAUUAGCAGGCAGGGACUACAACGAAACGGUGGAUGUGUGGAGUGCAGGUGUCAUAUUGUACAUAAUGCUAGCUGGGAUCCCUCCUUUCUAUGGAGAGUCGGCACAGGAGAUUUUUGAGGCUGUGCUUAGGGCGAAUCUGAGAUUCCCGAGGAAGGUUUUCAGCUCAGUUUCAGCAGAAGCUAAGGAUCUGCUGAGACGAAUGCUUUGUAAGGAUGUGUCUCGAAGGUUCUCAGCUGACCAAGUCUUGAGGCAUCCGUGGAUGACAAAUGGUGGCGACUCCAUAGACGUGGGUCUUCUUGCUUGAGAAUGUUGUUUUUAAUGCAGCCAAGAACCGAGUAAAUGGAUAUGAACCCGUUUUAUAGGCACCGUGUCCAUAAACUUAGCUAGAUAUAUAGUAGAAGAAUGUUCUGCACCGUGGUCUUGUACAAAGUUCGUUCAGAAAUCGGAACUAGUAGCAUCAAAUGGCGAGUGCCUUCCUUUCAAUGGAAGUGUUUGUAUAAGCACUAGCCUUUUGUGUUUCCCUUCUUUGAUUCUCAAUUUAUUAGUAUGUUGAAGAGAAGAGACCCCCAAGAUCACCUGUAAAUUUGGCUGAUGGAAUCAAGUCUUCUUUUUAUAA
Messenger RNA from Salvia hispanica, 1198 nucleotides. RefSeq names its product phosphoenolpyruvate carboxylase kinase 1-like. Gene Ontology annotation, biological process: protein phosphorylation. Lineage: Eukaryota; Viridiplantae; Streptophyta; Magnoliopsida; Lamiales; Lamiaceae. The record is from RefSeq and is a predicted model, not a curated record. Gene Ontology annotation, molecular function: ATP binding; protein kinase activity.